Messenger RNA from Dermatophagoides farinae (American house dust mite), 2328 nucleotides. RefSeq names its product angiotensin-converting enzyme. The record is from RefSeq and is a predicted model, not a curated record. NCBI's taxonomy places the organism in Eukaryota, Metazoa, Arthropoda, Arachnida, Sarcoptiformes, Pyroglyphidae. Gene Ontology annotation, biological process: proteolysis. Gene Ontology annotation, cellular component: plasma membrane. Gene Ontology annotation, molecular function: metallopeptidase activity; peptidyl-dipeptidase activity.
CUUCAUCAUCUUGUGUUUUUUUGCUCUCUCUCUCUCUCUCUCUCUGUGGUAACUAAAUAACUAAAACCACAGCGAUCAUCCUCAUCAUCAUGACAGCAAAUCAAACACAAAAAUAUAUCCAAUAUACAAUGAUCAUCAUUCCACAUAAUCGUAAUCUGGCCACAUCGAUUUUCGAUUCAGAUUUAUUUGAAAUCUUCACUCAACAUUUCGAUUUUUUUUUUGAUUCGUUUUCAAUUCAUUUUUAAUUGAAUUUCAUUUUUUCUCUUCUUGUACUUCCUUAUUUGGACUGAAUAAUGUGGGCAUCAUCAUCAUCAUCACCAUCAUUAUCAUCACAAUUUUCAUGGAUUCUAUUGUCACUUUACAUACUAGGUAGUACAACAACAAUACAAAUAUUAAAAUCUGAAGUCAAUUAUGAUGAAAUAUUAUUGGAAGAAAAUGAAAAAAUACGAAAUGAACGACAAACUAUCGUCAAUGCUCAUUGGAAUCUUGAAACAAAUAUCACCGAUUAUAAUGAAGAAUAUCUUACUAAAGUUAAUAAAGAAUAUGAUAAUUUCCGCAAACGGCAAUACAACACAAUCAAACAAUAUCUUACUGAUGAACAUAAACGUAAUAUGACUGAAAGUCAACGGCGACAAUUUGAACGAUUAGGUUUUCUUGGAUUCUCUGUACUUGGUGAAAAUGAAGGUAUUGAAUUUAAAAAUAUACAAAUUCAAAUGGAAAAAAUCUAUAGCGUUGCAACUAUUGAAAUGGAUGCGGGCCGGAAUCUGUCAUUAGAACCAGAUUUGAAUAAAAUUUAUGCCACAUCAACCAAUGAAUCAUUAUUGAAAGAUAUUUGGAUUAAAUGGCGUGAUCAAACUGGUAAAGAAAUUCGAAAACAUUUUAUCAAUUAUAUACGAUUAGGUAAUAAAGCGGCUAAAGAAUUGGGCUAUAAAAAUAUUGUCGAUAUUUGGAUGUUUGAUUGGGAAAAUGGUGAUGAUAUUAAACAACAAGUUGAACAAAUUGUCAAUGAUUUGAUGAAACUUUAUGAAAAAAUACAUGCAUAUGUACGAUAUCAUUUGGCAAAAAAUUAUAAUGUAUCAAUGCCCAUUGAUGGAACAAUACCGGCACAUUUAUUGGGAAAUCUGUGGGGACAAACCUGGGGCAAUCUAUUGACAAUUUUUCCAUCAAUGCAAUUGAAACCAGAUUUACCAUCAUUGGAUAAGGAAAUUAAUGAAAAAUUAAAGAAUUGGACCGUGAAACAAAUGUUUGAAAUGUCGGAGAAAUUUUUCAUCAGUCUUGGAAUGAAAAAUAUGACUAAAAUAUUUUGGGAAGAAUCAAUAAUUGAAAAAAGAAAUGAUGUUGAAAUGGUUUGUCAUGCAUCGGCUUGGGAUAUGUUUGUAAUGCAUGAUUUUCGUAUCAAACAAUGUACAGAGAAAACAUUAGAAGAUCUGGUCACUGUUCAUCAUGAAAUGGGACAUAUUCAAUAUUUUAUGAACUAUGAAGAAAGACCGACCGUUUAUCGUGAAGGUGCUAAUCCUGGAUUUCAUGAAGCCAUUGGUGAUUUAAUGGCAUUAUCAGUAAUAACGCCUGAACAUUUAACCAAAGUUGGAUUAUUGGAUAAAUCACGGAUUGAAAAAAAUCUUGAAGAUUUAAAUCUUAAUUAUCUAUUACGUGUUGCAUUGGAUAAAAUUGCUUUUUUACCAUUCGCUUUCGUAAUGGACAAAUGGCGAUGGGAUAUAUUCGAUGAUGAUGAUGAUCAGGAUAAUGACGAUAAACGUAUUGAUCACAUGAAUCGUCAUUGGUGGGAAUUACGAUUAAAAUAUCAAGGAAUAUCACCACCAGUUAAACGUAGUGAAAUUGAUUUUGAUCCUGGUUCUAAAUAUCAUAUACCAGCCGGUGUUGAAUAUGUACGAUAUUUUGUAUCACAUAUAUUGCAAUUUCAAUUCUAUAAACAUUUAUGUCAAAAUGUAACCGAAAAAAAUAAACUCUAUCAAUGUGAUUUUUAUGAAAACAAAGAGGCUGGCCAACAAUUGAUCACAAUGUUACAAAAAGGAUCAUCUGAUCGUUGGCAAAAUGUAUUGAAAGAUUUUAUUGGCACAUCAAAAAUGAGUUCCGAUGCACUUUAUGAAUAUUUUGCACCAUUAAAUCAAACAUUAACGGAUUUUAUUGUCAAAAAUCAAAUCAAAGUCGGUUGGGAUGCAAAAGUUGAUGAUUAUUUCAUUGAUGGACCUGAUUCAUCUUCUGCUUCUAAAACACAAAUAGUGACCACAAUGCAAAUUUUCAUCAUAACAACAACAGCAACAACAUUAUUGUCAAUAUUUUUUAUUAUUUAAACAAUUUGGACACAAA